UAUAAACUCUAGAUUUUGACUUCGUUGUAGCAAUAAUUUGUUGAAUAAAACUAACUGAUUUCUGAAUUUACAUAACAUGAAUCAAUUUUUUGUGAAGCUUUUAAUAUUUUUGUCGAUUCUAAAUAUUAUUGUUAGUGAUUCCAGGUUUAAAGACAUGUGGGACAAAUAUAAGACAGAAUUUGAUAAGAGUUAUGAUCCUGACGAAGAGAACUUUCGAAGAGAAAUAUGGGAACGGAAACAUCUACAUAUAAGGGAACACAAUAAUGAUUUCGAAAAAGGUGUUCACCGCUACAGUAAAUCUCACAACCACAUGUCUGACAUGACAGAGGGAGAGCUUAAACGUCACCAUCAAUGUGCAUUCAUGUCUAUGGAGAAAAAGGAUAGCGGUUACGUUGAAUUUAAGAGCGAUUGUAACGGAAAAUGUAAACGAAAUAUUCCAAAAAAACAUGAUUGGAGAAAAAAAAAUAUAAUUACAUCGGUAAAAAACCAAGGUCAUUGUGGAUCUUGUUGGGCAUUUGGAACAGUUGCAGCUCUCGAAGCUCACUUAGCUUUAAAAACUGGUAAAUUGGUAGAGUUAAGCGAACAAGAUGUUAUAGACUGUUCCAGGAAAUACGGAAAUCAUGGUUGUCACGGUGGAUUUACAGAUCAUGCUUACCAUUAUGUCAAGACAAAUAAAGGAAUAAACAGAGCAAAAGAUUAUCCGUAUAAAGCCAAGGAAGGUAAACGAUGCAAGAAUAAGAAAAGAAAAAAUGAAGCACCCAUCAAGUACUAUGGCGUACUACCAAAAGGAGACGAAAAAUUAUUAAAAGAAGUCAUUGCUACUCAUGGACCAGUUACUGCCUUAAUUCACGUCACGAAAAAUUUACAUCACUACAAAUCCGGAAUAUUUCAUGACGAUGAGUGUACUAAGAAACAUCUAGUCAACCAUGCUGUUUUAAUUGUUGGAUAUGGCCAAUCAAAAGGCAUACCUUACUGGAUUGUCAGAAAUAGGUAUGUAUAAAUACACCAAAAAUUAAAACGAAAUAAAAACUGGCAAAGCAAAUAAAACCAAACAGGGCCAAAGUAUUAUCCAAUAUAGGAUCAAUAUACUGAAAACAAAAAUGAGCAUAAUCUGUACUUAAAAUAAGGAAACUGGUCACUUGUCGAACACAGCAGCUGACUGAUACCCUGCCAGUCAGAUAAUAAUAUGUCUA
Messenger RNA from Parasteatoda tepidariorum (common house spider), 1193 nucleotides. RefSeq names its product procathepsin L-like. The record is from RefSeq and is a predicted model, not a curated record. NCBI's taxonomy places the organism in Eukaryota, Metazoa, Arthropoda, Arachnida, Araneae, Theridiidae. Gene Ontology annotation, biological process: proteolysis. Gene Ontology annotation, molecular function: cysteine-type peptidase activity.